Messenger RNA from Gadus morhua (Atlantic cod), 3519 nucleotides. It is a transcript of the gene samd1b, whose product is annotated as sterile alpha motif domain containing 1b. Gene Ontology annotation, molecular function: histone binding; DNA binding; chromatin binding. Gene Ontology annotation, biological process: negative regulation of DNA-templated transcription. Gene Ontology annotation, cellular component: nucleus. The transcript has 7 exons. The coding region runs from base 139 to 1983 and encodes 614 amino acids. NCBI's taxonomy places the organism in Eukaryota, Metazoa, Chordata, Actinopteri, Gadiformes, Gadidae. The record is from RefSeq and is a predicted model, not a curated record.
CAAAGAACGCGAGCACACAAGUGAGGCUUCCGUUGUCAUUCUUCAGCUGGGGUUCGCACCGCGGCUUGGCGCUCCCAGGGAACAUUUCUCCUGAAACAACACCCAAUAUUUCCUGUACGAAUCUAAUUUGGAAAAAAAAUGUCUGAACCCAAGUACCGAGAAUGGAUCCUUGAAACAAUCGAUUCUCUGCGCUCCAGAAAAGCACGCCCGGAUCUGGAAAGGAUAUGUCGAAUGGUCCGAAGACGACACGGGUCAGACCCAGACCGAACCAGGACAGAACUGGAGAAACUGAUUCAACAACAGACCGUGCUCAAAGUUAGCUACAAGGGAUCUAUUUCCUAUCGAAACGCAGCGAAGGUGCAGAGAAAAAGCAGAAAAAAGACCGAGUUGGCGCCUGCCUGUAGCGCUGGCUCUGAGGAAUCCAGGGAGCGGACCCACCACCACAUCCUAAACAACGGCGAUAGUGCUCACAGCUUCACGGACCAGGAGGACGACUCGGAACCCAGCCUAGACCAACGACUCCAAACCCCGACCAACACAACAGAAAAUACAACCAGGGAGUCUUGCGAUCCCCGUAGCGGGAGCGUGUGCCUCAGUUGUGGUGCAACGACGGGCUGUGUCGGGAGCGGCUGUCAAAGGGAGAACGCGAGUGCACUGAAAGACCCGGGAUUAGGACAACACUUAAAGGCUGGCUGCCCUUCGCCUAGCCAUGACCACAUAGUGAACGCCACGGACUGUGAUAACGACACAAUAACACCACCCGAUGCCCAUCGGAAAGAGCCGGGUUCGUGCGGUGCCGCGGGGGGCAGCGGCGAAGCGGAGGACGCGAAGAAGGAAACUUGCCCCGUGCGUGCCGCCGCCGCCGACGAAGCCACUUCCAUUGAAACGCAGAAACCCCCGGUAGCCCUCAAGCCAGCUCAAGUCGGCCAGUCGGACCUGGGAGACAGACUGGUCUCAUCUGUCCGCAGCCUUUCUGAGAGAAACGUGCGAGCGUACUCUGGAGCGACGAGAGGCCAGAUCAAGCCACUCGGACUGAGAGAGAUCUUGGGCCACCUGAGCGGCCAGGAGUGGCUCUCUGAGGAGAAGUUGACCAGAGGCAGAGUCAAAGGGGUCCUCGAGAGGGAGAUCGCUAGAGGCCGGCUGCGCAGGACCCGCUGCGGGAACAUCACUCUUCCGUUGAGGGGGGUGAUGGUGCUGGAAAAUAUGACCACGGACCGACAUCUCAACCGCGUAGCGCAGGGCAGGAACAUUGUGGGGAAGGAGAAGGAUGUGGAGGAAGGUUGUGGAGAAAAGGAGGAGGAGGAGGAGGAAGAGGAGGAUCAAGACGAUCUCCAAAGUGCAGAGAAGGAGGAAGAAGUGAUAACCAAACCAGGCCUAGAAGAUGACGCUGAUAUCGAGUCACCGCCAGAAAACCCCCAACACCUGCAGCAGUAUUGUGGUGUGUCAGUUCAAGAUUCUCUGCCUAGGACGAGAUCACUUCCUGCAUGGGACGGCUUGCCCUCACACACGAGCAUUCAGCCAGGGGACAGCAUUGCCACAACCGAUACACUACAGAGAGAUGCACAUGAUCUGUCUCCACCUCCUCCUAUUCCCUGCCUGGAUCAGGUUGAGAUGCAAUUCCGUGCUUCUCCGAUCAUAAACAAUGUAGUGUGCAGGGGAGAAGUGGGCAUGCGCCAGGGUGUGUCAGAGGAACAAGGGAUGAACGGAGGAUUUGAUGACGGACUUCCCAUGAAGUCCGAGGGGCUUGGCAUGAGUCCCGUGGACUGGACUGUGUCCGAUGUGGCCAGUUAUUUUGCAGCAGUGGGGUUUCCUGAACAGGCAGUUGCCUUCAAGGCUCAGGAAAUUGACGGUAAGUCCCUUCUGCUGAUGCAGCGUAACGACGUACUGACUGGACUGUCCAUCAGGCUCGGCCCAGCAGUCAAGAUAUAUGAGCGUCACGUGAAAGCUUUGCAAAAAACACAUUUUGAAGAUGAUGACUGCUGACCUCAAAGGUCUGAGAAGCACAGAGCGAUGUAGAAUUUUUAGUCUUAGAGUUUAAGCUCUUACCAUGUGAAAAAAAUCACACAUUCAGAAUGUCUCAAACAAACAUUUAGAAUCAUCGCAUACAUUUAUUGUCAAAAUCACAUUGGUAACCCUGGCAAUGUCUGAAUGAGCACUUUACUGUUUCUAGACAUAUUUUAUACACAUUUUUAUUUAAAAAGGUACUGUUAUAUAUGUAUAAUUACCAGUGUACUGUGAGGAAACAAAUCAAACGUGUGUGUGUGUGGGCGCGUGUAUGCGCCAUUUGUAUGUGCGUACAUGCGUGUGUGUUUGUGUUUAUGUAAUAAACUCGUAGCAACAUCAUUGGAUUUUCCUACAACAUGUAGUAUUGCAAUACAUAUUCCAUGACACCUUAAAAACUUCAAUGUAGGUAAUAAGCUCUGCAGGUAUGCAGUUUUGUAGAGUUCAUUCCUCAACUGUAGUAAUGAGGUAACUAGCUUUAUACAGGCCAAAUGUCACGUAUUAGUAAUUUUAGUAGAUGGAUAGGGAAGGGUUAAACGUAGGCCUAAACCAUUCAAUUGUAAAGUAUGUUUCUUCCAACUGUCUCCAGAUAUGAUUUGACAUUUUGGCCUACUGCUUAAAUACAGCAUCACUGAAGUCCACCGAGAUAACAUACCGGCUAAUGACAAGCUGAACAUUACAUGAAAUUGUGCAAUGUAACACAAUACAAAUCAUGUAAAUAGACAUCCACAGUUUGAUAACCUACAUUUGUAAUGUUCCAAUAAUAUCCCCCUACCAGCGGGGUGAAGGUCCAGGUCACAAGUUAUAUAGCCAGAUCAUCACCCUUUUGAAUUGUGAAUGUGAUGUUUUUUAUCUGGAGAGAAGCUGUACAAACCAAAAUCAUAUGGUAGCCUUCUGUCACUAGACUACUGUCAUUGGAGAGCUAAAUCUUGCUCUUGAAUGUUCUCUCUCUCUUUACUUUUCUCUGGAAUCUUAAUUACAGCAGCUUUAAAACCAACAGUUUAGAUCUUACCUUCACUUCAUUGGUCCCAAUUUCGUUCCUUCGUGUUGUGAACAAAUGAUGAGCGUUCAGCAAAGCGCUGGAUGCUGUGAUGGACGGUCAUAAUGAAUUACGGACAAGGACAUAUAUCAGAUAGCUUAUGAGACGCUGAUAAUUAUUUUUUUCAUUUUGGAAUUGGAAUGUUUGUUAGGAUUCCAUUUUUUUUAGAACGUCAAACAAAGCUUUACUCUGAUGCGCCAACCAGGGUCAGAAUUUAAAUUAUUUAAACUUUACAUGCAGCGUCCAGGUGGAAAAUCGUAGCUCGUCUGACAUGCCCAAUGUGGCACUAAUGUUAGGAUAGGUUUCAAUGCUGUAGCCUACUCCAAUGCCCAGGAUGAGCCACCAGGGUCCUCCCGUUUAUUUUUUUUAAUAGCUGGAAAGUCCCAGUUCUCUUCGGUCACUGGGCUCUCCGGUUUAACCUGAGACGAGAGAGACGUAUGUUUUCAGUGUCCAUGGGGAUAACUCAUGGGGUCUUUUGU